CACUUCCUUAAUAACUUCCCAAAAACUACUGCUUGCAUCAAAUUUCAAGUAGCCUACGUAUUGUAAGUGGUAAAGUGCUUGAAUGAAGCAAUUAGUCAUUUAAAAAUACUUAGUAAAGUUGUGGGUAUUCUUAAAGUAUCCCUACAGCCAAUUUGGGGGCUGAUAUAGAGAGUGUUUUAAUAUAGAGGGUAUUUGCAGAUAGAGAAGAGAAUAACACUUCCUUGUAUUUCAAGUUGCUCAGCACUGCCCAGGGAACAUGACCUUCGCACCAGAGCUGAGUUGUCCUACAAUCCCACUUUCCAAUGGUCUGCAGAUUCCGUUACUGGGAUUAGGCACAUCACAUAAUGGCGGGUACUCCCAUGACGCUGUUGUGCAUGCACUCAGUGAGUGUGGCGUGCGCCACAUUGACACAGCAAAGCGCUACGGCUGCGAGAAGGAACUGGGUGACUCUAUCACAGAAAGCGGGAUCCCACGAAGUGACCUGUGGGUCACCAAUAAACUGUGGCACGGGGACUAUGGAUACAAAGCUGCAAAGAAGGCGUGCCUUGACUCUUGCUCCAAAAUGGGGGUGGAAUAUUUUGAUCUGUACCUGAUGCACUGGCCAGAGUCACCGCAACAUGGUCGCUCCAACAGGGAGAUGAGAGCUGAGACUUGGAGAGCUUUGGAGGAACUGUAUAAAGAAGGGCUGUGCUGUGCUAUCGGAGUGAGCAACUUCCUCGUCCAUCACCUGGAAGAGUUAAAGGAAGACUGUACUGUCGUGCCACAUGUCAACCAGGUGGAGUACCAUCCUUUCCAGCAGCCCCGUCACCUGAUGGAGUACUGUCGCCAGCAGGGAAUUGUGUUUGAAGGGUACAGUCCUCUGGCCAAGGGUCAGGUCCUCAGCAACCCGACUGUUCUCCAGAUAGCAGAAAAAUACAGACGCACACCUGCUCAGAUCUGCAUCCGCUGGAGCAUUCAGAAUGGAGUUGUUACAAUUCCUAAAUCUACAAAAAAGAAGAGGAUUCAAGAAAACUGUCAAGUGUUUGGGUUUCAGCUGGAGGAGUCGGACAUGGCCGCUUUGGGAGGAUUACAUGAUGGAAGACAUGUGUCCUGGGAUCCAACAAAUGUGGAGUAACAUUAUGCAAGAAAUCCACAGAGUGUGCUCGUCUUUGAAUUAGUUUUUUCAGUACUCUAUAUUGACG
Etheostoma cragini (Arkansas darter) is the source of this 1181-nucleotide messenger RNA. RefSeq lists its product as uncharacterized. The transcript has 7 exons. The record is from RefSeq and is a predicted model, not a curated record. Bases 257 to 1114 code for a protein of 285 amino acids. Gene Ontology annotation, molecular function: oxidoreductase activity. Lineage: Eukaryota; Metazoa; Chordata; Actinopteri; Perciformes; Percidae.